AUGCCAGCUUUGCCGGAGGUCCUUGCUCGACGAGCUGCCAUAGCAGUUGAGCUUUUACGUGACUCUGCGACAGAAGUAUUGGAAGCAGCGUCACUGGAGAAGCGCAUCAAGAUCCCGUGCUGCAACAGUAGUUCUCCAGCUGGACUUGUCGAAGCUGAGACUCGUGAUCCAUGGCAGAACAGCGGCAAGUACGCACUAGGAUGGAUCUACUUCUGUGUCAUACUGCUAGCCUUGACAGCGGGCCUGCGAUGGUAUAAUUACUGGAACGACAAGAUACGGGUUGCUAUCCACAAGGACAAGGUGGAGGAAGCGAUCAAGACUGGCUCUCCUGACACCGACUAUGAACUUUCUGCACUGGAGACCGAUAGGAGCACAAAGAAGUUCUUUCCGCGUGAGGGACCACUACCUCAGUCAGCAACCAGCCAGGUGAAGCAGGAAGUUGAGGAACAGUCUAUCACCAACCUUCGAGCACUGAACAUGGUGGUCGCAGCGUGUCGGUGGCUUUUCUACCGACCUGUGCCCACAAUUCGUCUCCGGAAAGGGUGGAUGCCUAUCAUCACGCCAUCAAUCUCGAUUGUCGCCAUCGUGUUCGCAGCUUUGGCUUUCGUCCUCCUCUAUUGCUUCAUCCCGCAGCCUCUUUUCUGGCAAUCGAUCUCCUUCGGCUCUCCUCCCGUGGCGAUACGAGCUGGCAUGAUCGCAGUUGCCAUGGUUCCAUGGAUUGUGGCGUUGAGCAUGAAAGCCAACUUUAUCUCAGUCAUAACCGGUAUUGGCCACGAGAGAUUGAACGCAUUGCAUAGAUGGCUGGCAUACAUAUGCCUGGUGCUGAGCUUGGUGCAUACUAUUCCUUUCUACGUUACACCAAUCUGGGACGAGAAUGGGUUGGUCACUUUCAAGAAAUAUUUUCAGAACCAGCACUUCUACAUCUACGGGACUGGGCUCGCUGCGCUUGUGCCACUUCUGUUCCUCUGUGUCCAUUCCCUCCCUCUCUUCCGUCGCAAGUUCUACGAGCUCUUCGUUACAAUUCACGUACCUGUAUCAAUAGCCUUCUUGGCGAUGCUCUUCUGGCAUUGCCACAACUACUUAACGUCCUGGGACUACCUCUGGGCUACUGUGGCUAUCUGGGCAAGCUCCUAUGCCGUCCGGCUAUUCUACCUUAACUGGACGAAUCCUUUUCGAGUCUCCUUCAUGAUUGGGGAGGAAGCAGCCGUAACAUUACUUCCCGAGAACGCCCUAAAAGUGACCGUGCCGACGCAGGUCAAAUGGAAGCCGGGUCAGUAUGUCUACCUACGAAUGCCAGGCAUCAGCAUGUUUGAAAACCACCCUUUCACAAUAGCAUCGCUCUGCAGUGAUGACUUUCCUUCUGUGUAUGGAGAAGAGUACCGGGAUAUGGUAUUGGUCUUUCGACCUUUCGGGGGCUUCACAAAACGUGUGCUGGAAAGCGCGCUUGAUCAUGGCCCUUGGCACACAUAUCAAGCUUUUCUGGAUGGACCAUAUGGCGGCAUGCGCCGCAGCAUUGAGUCAUUCGACCAUGUGGUAAUGUUUGCAGGAGGAAGUGGCAUCACUGCAAUGGUGUCGCAGCUUCUGGAUCUCGUUAAGCGCAUGAGGGAUGGUAAGGCGGUCACCACGACAGUGCAGGUUGUCUGGGCCCUAAAGCGGCCAGAGACCAUGGAAUGGUUCAAAGAGGAGUUGCGAAUUUGCAGAGAAUUUGCACCACCGGACACAGUGACUUGCCAGUUCUACGUAACGGCCGCAAAGCGAUUGACCAAGGGAGGGGCAGUCGUCAGUGCACAGACACCAACAAGACCUGUCAGUACGAUGUUUCACGACAAGGUCAAUGAUGUGUUUCAGAACAUCGCGAGUAACCGCUUUUCGACGAGCUCAGCCCAAAGAAAUAGUGCGCUCAUCCGUGAGGAAGCCGGAGGCGACCAGGAGCGGGAGAAAGAGCUACGUCAGGAGAAUGAAGAUCGACUACGGCCCCUUCCCCCGGCACAUAUGAAGCCUGUGCGGUCAGUCUCGCCAAGUCACUUGUCUCCAGAACAAAGCUGGAGGGCCAACAGUCAUGAGCAACCCCGAACUCGCUCGCCGGAUAACCGUAUGGUAGAAGAGACACCUCACAUGCCGCCGCAUCCUACACUACACGAGAAGCGACGAUCUCGACAACUGUCACUUGACAUUAGCCAGGCACAAAAUGCUCAAGCUACCCAGAUGCAGCAGCUUCACCAAGUACAAGACCCACAACAGUUUGACUUCGGGUUCCCGUCGACUCCGACAGAGUUCCAGAAGAACUUGAUGCGUUUCGCCUUCAUGCCAGCAGCAGUAAAGUCUAAGAAGACCGGGUGGAGUACGGAGUGGGGUCGUCCAGAUAUCCGGUACAUGCUCAAAGAGAUGAGCCAGGAGUGGACAGGCAAGAGGACAUGUGUUUUCGUCUGUGGGCCACCGAGCAUGCGUGUCGAUGUGAGUAACUCAGUCGCCAGUCUGCAGUCCAUGGUCUGGCAGAAGACGGGAUUUGAGGAGUUGUAUUUGCAUGCUGAGAACUAUGCUCUGUGA
This is a messenger RNA of Recurvomyces mirabilis, 2547 nucleotides long. RefSeq lists its product as uncharacterized. Gene Ontology annotation, cellular component: plasma membrane. The coding region runs from base 1 to 2547 and encodes 848 amino acids. Gene Ontology annotation, molecular function: ferric-chelate reductase activity. NCBI's taxonomy places the organism in Eukaryota, Fungi, Ascomycota, Dothideomycetes, Mycosphaerellales, Teratosphaeriaceae. Gene Ontology annotation, biological process: copper ion import; iron ion transport; intracellular iron ion homeostasis. The transcript has 2 exons. The record is from RefSeq and is a predicted model, not a curated record.